AUGCGCCUGUCAGUCGGACUCUCCCUGCUCGCGGCGGCUGCCGCCUCGGCUGCCACCAUUCGCAUCCCCGCCAAGAGGCAAGAGGCGAUCCCGGCUUCCAAGGUCCUCAUCGGCGGCCCAGGCCAGUUCAUUGUCGCAGACUUUGACGGCACUUCGUUUGACCUCAAGGCCAAGAACUCCCUUCCUGGUACAAGCCCCAGCUGGAUGGCCUUCAAGGAGCCCAACACCAUCUACGCAGUUGAUGAGAACGGCAAGGACCUGCGCAUCUUCAAGUACAACGCUGCGAGAAACGAGAUCAAGCUGGACAAGAGCGCGGCCGGCUCCGCCGGUGUUGUCCACCUCGAGUUUAGCACUGAUCAGACCCGUCUCGUCGCCGGCUCCUAUGUCGACGGCAAGAUCGACAUUUGGGACAUCGCCAACAGCACACUGCGCCUCCUCAAGUCAGUGACGUCGGACGGUGAACUAGGCCCCAACAAGGCGCGCCAGGACCAGCCUCGCGUGCAUCAGGUCGUCCGCGACCCCUCGGGCCGCUACUUCGCCGCCAACGACCUCGGCACCGACACGGUGCUCCUCCUCGACUCGGCCGCCGACUCGUACGACAUCGUGACGCGCGUCCGCGUCAAGAACGCCGGCUGCGGGCCUCGUCACGGCGUCUUCGUGCCCUCGGCCGACGGCACCAGGGCCACGCACUACGUCCUCGUGUGCGAGCUCCUCAACCGUCUCGAGGUCUUCGAGGUCACCUACGCCGACGACGGCAUCCAGUUCGCCGAGGUCCAGAGCCUGAGCACCUUUGGCAACACGCCGCACAACGCCACCUCGGCCCUCGCCGGCGCCAUCGCCAUCAGCGACAAUGGCAAGGACAUUUACGUCUCCAACCGUCUGACCGGCACCGCGCCGGCGCCCGACUCGAUCGCCCACUUCCGCGUCGCCGCCCCGGAAGGUUCCGCCUGUGGGAACGGCGACAAGGGCGGCAGCAGCAAUGCCGUCCUCGAGUUCGCCGGCCUCGUCAGCUCCGCCGGCGGCGUGCCGCGCAUGUUCAGCCUCAGCACCGACGGCGGGCUGCUGUUCAGCACGAACCAGAACUCGGGGCUGGGCCUGCUGGCGCUCGAGAGGAAUAAGGCGACGGGCGAGCUCACGGAGAAGCCUGUCGCGAGCGUCGACGUGGCCGACUUUGGCGAGGCCGGGUUUGGGCCGCAGUUCGUGCAGCAGAUUGCCUGA
Verticillium nonalfalfae is the source of this 1218-nucleotide messenger RNA. RefSeq lists its product as uncharacterized. The transcript is spliced from 2 exons. The record is from RefSeq and is a predicted model, not a curated record. The coding region runs from base 1 to 1218 and encodes 405 amino acids. Lineage: Eukaryota; Fungi; Ascomycota; Sordariomycetes; Glomerellales; Plectosphaerellaceae. Gene Ontology annotation, molecular function: protein binding; 6-phosphogluconolactonase activity.